UCGACAGAAAUCUUCCGCCGAUCAUCAUCGACGAGACAUCCAGUUUGAGGAUGGCCAGCACGCCUUUCUCAGAGUUCGCCCGGUUCGCGGAGUAGUGCGAUUCGGCAAGAGAGGGAAGCUGCACCCUCGUUUCAUAGGUCUGUUCGAGGUUCUCGAACGAGUAGGCGAGGUCGCGUAUCGUCUAGCCCUACCUCCCGAGUUAUCAGGCAUUCAUAAUCAGCAAUUAAGUUCCAGCAAUUACCCUAAUCUUCCAUCAAACAUCGCACGGCAAGAUAGUUAUCGCACGGCAAGCACAAGGACAAGGAGGCACGACCUAUUUCCCGAUUUCCGUCGAGCAAUCCCAGAGGUAACCUCCUCCUCCUCUGGUAAUUUAGUAGAUAGGGUUAAAUUGGGUUUAAGUGUUCGAGGUCCUACCCAGGCUACGGUAGUCGCUCAGUUCCGCGACUAUCAUGCAGAGAAGUUCUCAGGUCAGGGCGACUCCCGUAUCGUUGAUGAAUGGAUUCAGGGGUUGGAGUUUAUCUUCGAAGUUAUGGAAAGCCCCGAUAGAUAUCGCGUAGUUUGCGCUCAGCUUCAGCUCACUGGCGAUGCGAGGCUAUGGUGGAACGCCUACUGGAGCAUGCGUCCCGGUGAAAAAGCGGGUUGUACGUGGGACAUGUUCAAGGAUCUGGUCCGCGACAAGUACUACCCUUCCUACUAUCGGGCAGAGAUGGAGCGCCAGUUCUUAGCGCUUCGGCAGGGCACUCGUACUGUCGAUGAGUACGAGCGUGAGUUCACCAGACUUGCAGGUUUCGCACCGGAUCUUGUUCGCACGGAGCUGCAGAAGAUUCCACCAUGCCCGACUUGUGGUCGACUUCACAGGGGAGAGUGUCGUGCUGGACAGGACGUCUGUUACUUUUGCCAGGAGCCGGGACACUUCGCGAGUCGUUGCCCGAAGAAGCUUCAGCAGCAGCCUCAGCAGCCACAACAGCAGCAGCCACGACAGCAGGCACAGAGACCGCAGCAGCAGCAACAGCAGCAGAGGGGCCGGCAGCAAGCCAGGGUCUAUGCGGUCGAUCAGGCGGAGGCAGCACAGCAACCAGGUACCAUGUCCGGGAUGGUUGUUCUCAAUGAUAUUCCUGUAUUUGCGUUAUUCGAUACCGGAGCAACGCACACCUUUAUUUCACGACGGUGUCUCGACGCCAUCGGAGUUCACGCAGUUACCGCUGUCGAUCCUAUCGAGGUGAGUUUAGCCUCGGGACGAAAGAUA
This is a messenger RNA of Striga hermonthica, 1246 nucleotides long. Lineage: Eukaryota; Viridiplantae; Streptophyta; Magnoliopsida; Lamiales; Orobanchaceae. The record is from the annotation of a GenBank genome assembly.